Ipomoea triloba (trilobed morning glory) is the source of this 1361-nucleotide messenger RNA. RefSeq lists its product as uncharacterized. Lineage: Eukaryota; Viridiplantae; Streptophyta; Magnoliopsida; Solanales; Convolvulaceae. The transcript has 7 exons. The record is from RefSeq and is a predicted model, not a curated record. Bases 265 to 1104 code for a protein of 279 amino acids.
CUCAAAACGUACAAGAAGCUGAGGUCACACGUUAAGAAUUGGGUUCUUGGUCUCCGAUUUUUGCGAGGCGCUGUUACCAGUGCUCUUCUCGCCAAAAACUGGCGUAGCAAUUACUCUGUAGCAAAUUCUUCAAUUUUAAUUUUAAAAUCUUUUCCUGCCCCCUUUUUUUCCUGAUGAAUUAUUAUUGAAUAAAAUUCAUUUCAGUUUGUUUUUUUUGGAAAGUGAAUUCAUUUAAGUUUUAGUCUCCACUAUUGCAAGAUAACAAUGCAGGCAGUACCCAUAUGGCAAAAAGUUUCGAUUUUGAAAAAAUUAAUUUUCCAAUCCACGAAAAUAGCAGCAGUCACCGAACCACCGGCUACCCAUUUCGCUUUCUUUCAUUCUACUCCCCUUUCCCUGGAGAAAUGGAAGAACAAGUGGAAAUCGGAUUUUAGAAGCCAACAAGCAUCAAAGAAUUAUAUCAGAUAUGUGACACGUCAGAAACGUGCUGACUCAAAGAAAGCUUUGAAAAAUCUGCUCUUUUAUGGGGGCUCCUUCGAUAAGUCUUUUGAGGAAAAAUCUCCAAGAGAAAAUUUGGGAUGGGAUGUAGAGCCAGAUGAACAUUUGGACAAGAAAUGUAAACUCAAGACUUCUGCUCGUAGUAGAACUCGCAUAAGGAGAAGGCAACGUAAACUAAAGAAUCAGUGGUUAGAUGAAGAAGAUUGGAAUGAACAUCCGGCGAAAAUAUUCCAAGCAACCUUUGGUGACAAAUGGUACACCUGGUCGCAUAAGCCUAGGAAGGAAUACUCUUUUGAUGGUUCAAAAACACAAUUUCACCAUGGAGAAGAAACAGAAUGGAGUGGUAGACAGUAUAAUUGGGACAAUGGAUCUGAUACAAAGUACAAUACUGAGUCUUGUAUUGUAGGAUCAUACUCUGAAAGAUCAAUCCUUGGUCUGCCUAUCAGGGGUCCUUUGAAGAUUGAGGAUGUCAAGAAUGCUUUUCGUCUCUCAGCUUUGAAGUGGCAUCCUGAUAAGCAUCAAGGACCUUCACAGGCAGCAGCAGAAGAGAAAUUCAAGUGUUGCGCUGCAGCAUACAAGUCACUUUGCAGCGCUCUCUCCCCAGCAUAAUUUCCAUUUUUUUUCCUUUCCUGUCUAAUUCAUUGGGAAUACUUUUUACAUGUAAUUUUCCAAAUAGGGAUAUGUAUAUUUGUUGAUUAGAUACUAUAGACAACCUGCAGGUAGUUUUAAGACGCUCAGCCACUAGUGACUGGCGUUGUUAGACUGGAUUGAAAUAUGGAGUUUGAUGGGUGAAAUAAGAGCUGAUGGUCUAACUUAGCACUUAACAUUGUAAACUUAAUAUGAAGAUGAGAACGCUACAAGUAUCA